AUGGCAUCCCUUCAUCGACCAACUGCUUCUUCUUCAUCCCCCAACACUCGCGUUCGACGGCUAUGGCAGACAUUCGAGCUAUCUGUUGCAAAAAGUCGUACCACCAUGGAGCACAAGGUCAAGGCGGUAGUCGCCAAAGCCGACGCAGAAUACAACAAGGCAUCCCCGCACCACCGAAUACCGCCCGCGGAGCACAAGGCACUGAAGGCAAAAUUCGUCAAGGAGAUCCAAGAGCCAUACUUUGAGAAAGUCAGGUCCGAGUGGCAUUCUAAGCUGCAUGCCGCUGGGCUUCAGGUUGAAGAUUGGACCGACAUUACAGAUGACGAGAUGGUGGCGGUGUCGCGGGUUCUGGGAGACUUGGAGGAUGAGAGUGAUGAAGAUUUGGUCGUCGUCCAGGCCCCCGCUCCUGUCACAGCAGCAGCGCCUAUUCCACAACAAUAUUCCGCACCAUCCCUCUACCCCACCGCACCUUCCAUCUCAGCUUCAAUGAGGUCCACCAACGUUUCAGUGGCGUCGAGUUAUGCCUUUGUGAACCCGAGCGAGUUCCAUUCCGAAGACGAGGAUAUUAUGUUCAUGCCGCCCAAGGCGGCCUCGUACGAGCUACCCUCGGACGACGACGACGAUCACAUCGGGAUACCUAUCCCUCGUCGGCACAACGGCUUCGAUGCUUGGAGUAGCGAUUCCCAUCCUUCUUCUCUCCAAAAUUCCGUGGACAGCUCCGACUUCGCAUUCUCCAGACCACCUGUCGCUCAAUCCUCCCGUAAUGCCUCCUCGAGUCGCAUGACCUCGCAUAGGCAGCAACUCGAGGCGCAAGCUGAGAAAGGGAAGACAUCAGGUGGCAAGUCCAAGCACGCACGACAGUCUUAUAUCGGUCCACAUGUGGAUGACCCGGAGGACCCUUUGUCGGAGGAGGAAGACUUCGAGCGAUUCAAAAUGGAGAUUUGUGCCCAAAAGAUUAUUGAAUUCCACCAGGCGGCUGCCCUGGCUGACAUCGAAUUGGCGGUCGAGAUCUACAAGGGUCGGAAAGCUGCAGGCGGCAAGAAGCACGAGGCGUCGCCGCUUGUUGUCGAGCAUCAGAAGCGAAUGGUGCAGGUGCAGAUGGAGAAGGAGGAGGAACGGAAGGCGAUUGUGAACACUGAACGUUCCAGGCGCAGGUCGGAACCCCGCCGACGACCAGGACGUUCAUCGACCCUCGUCGCACCGAUCCCAAGUGCGCCGGCCACUCCUAGUUGGCUACAUGCUUUCCAGGAGCAAGUUCCUAACCGUCUUGAAUUCGAAUUUGAUUUGGACCGUGUUUUGUCGGAUGACCCAAACGAGCGCCACGGCAAUAUAGACCAGCUUCUGGAGCAGAUGUUCCCAGGAUCUUCGUCUACAGACAGUGCUCCAUCUCACCCUCCCGAACGGCAUGCCCUCUACCAGCCCUUCAUCCCAGACCCGCCUCAACCUUUGGAAAGGAGCACGAUAUCUACCUCAAGCCAAGCGUCUUUCUCCUCGGCGAGCCAAGCGAGCCUGUCCCAUGGCCAGCGCCAAUCGACCGUGAAGAAACCGCAUCGAAAGGUCAAACCUUCGCUAUUUGGCGACGACGAUAGUGAUGACGAACAUAGCAGUCCGCCUGGUGCAGAACAACCAAUUAACCCUUUCGUGAACGAUGAGGCUGACGCCUUCUUGACCAACCACUUAAUGCAGCGACCAGACAUCGCUUCCGCCUUUACGGAGUGGCCUGGAGCAGGAGGAAUGUCGGCGGGUGCCUCGAAUGGUUCAGCACUGAGUCUUCCUUGGGCAACAAAGCCACCAACCGAGUCAGACCCUACCCCUAACCCUUGGUCGUCGAAGGAUGUCCGCGCUACUCCCGUCGCCAGCGGGUGGACGAAGAGGAAGCCUUCCAUCUCCACCCCUCAGCCUCCGCGAUUUUCCUUCAACAAUCCCUUCGGGACACCCGAACAACCAGGAGCGCCAUCCUUGUCCGCCACGGCCGCGUUUAGCUCAUCGAAUGCCAAAGGAAAGAAACCUGCUGCCGUUCCGACAGAGACUCCACGAGUUGCUGAAGAGCCUGCGAACAAGCAGUCUCCCUCAGUCUCUAUCCCAGAGCCAUCUGGCAGGGGUCUUGCUACCUCCGCGCCGCCCAGCGUUCUUCCCAAGGUCGAGAAGCCAGCUACAGUUGCUCCUCCGGCAUCUGCUGGCAAGAAGUUGAACAAGAAGCAGCGUCAGGCGAACAAGAAGAAUGCGACCGCUGCUUCAAGUGUUGAGGCUGCUGAAGCUGAGCCUGUGUCCACACCUGCACCUCCUGUCCCGCCUGUUACUACCAACCCAGCUUCGCCAAAUGCACCAGCUCAAGGCCCGCAGCAGCGCACGUCGACUCUGCCGGAGUCCGCACCUCAGUCGUCGGAGACUAUGUUCUCGAUGUCAAAAGUGAUUCCUGGCAUGGCUCGUGUCCGAAGGGAUUCGAAUCUGGCGAACCCUCUUGCUGCCAGCGGCGGAUGGGACGACGCUGUCUCGACUCCUCGAGCAGCUUCCAAGAUCCCUUCUUAUCUCCUGGAGUCGACGCCGUCUGUCAAGCCUGAAGCAACCCCUCGCCCGAAUCUCUUCAAGAUGUCCACAAACCGUCUUGAUCAAAUGGGACAAAAUUCGACAAUCAAAGGUUCGCAAUGGGGAGCAGCUGCGACCGGAGCUCCUAGUCGUUCUGUUUGGGGCAUUUUCGCGUCCGAUGGGUCUGCCGCUCAGCAAGCACCUGUACAACCCGCUGGGACAUCGCGUUCUGUCAGUCGUGAUCCUUGGGUGCCUGGAGGGUUCGACGUCGAUGAUGGGGGCGGUGGCGACGGUGGUCGAGAAGAGGCGGAGCAGGAGACUGCUAUGCAGCAGUUCUGGACCCCGCCUACUGAGUCUUCUCAAAUAGGCAAGGCUGCUUCAGUCCCAGUUCAGCAGCGCCAGCAGGCCCUGCCUGCCCAUCGUUUUCAGCGUAUGAACCAAUUGUCGGCAUUGUCGGCCACGCCUCAGGUUGUCAACCCAAAGGCGACCAUUCCUAUGGUCCAAGCAACGGCUGCUCCGGCGAGUGCAAAGAAGGCCAAAGGCAAGAAGAAUGCGAAGGGCAAGAAGACGACGAUCGAGGAGGUUCAGGACGACGAAGAUCAGGACAUGAAGGGCGAAAGUUUGCCGGUAGAUUCGAGAUUUAUCAUGGAGCCAAAAAUCCUCGAACCCAAACCCAGUGUACCCCCAACCAUGUUUGACUCGAUUAUCAGCUACACAGACGCGGAGGAUGAAUCCGUGGCGUCGUCUUCUUCAUUCGGCCCAAUAUCUUCGACCGCGGCGAGUUCGCCACCUGACAUUUUCGAGAACGAGGCUCGCAUGGCGGCCGCAAUCAAGGAGCUCCAGGAAGGGACAAUGAAAGGGGAACAGAAGUGGAACUCAGGCGGAAUCCAGCAGCAGCAGAGUCACAGCGCUAGCGACAUGGACACGUCGACCGCGACGUCGUUCUCUCUGAAUGCGUUCGCAGGUCGGUCGUCUGCUCGACCAGCUAUGGAGUCUGUUCGGCCGGCCAUGCAACAGACGUCCAUUUGGGGUCAGUUCAGUGUCAAAGACAAGGGAAAGGCUAGAACGACGGACCUCGGAGGCGAGGAGUUCCCGAAGGUUGCCAACUCCACAAUCCAAAAUCUAAAACGAAACAAAGCUGCUGGCGGAAAACUGUUUUGA
Messenger RNA from Cyclocybe aegerita, 3687 nucleotides. The record is from the annotation of a GenBank genome assembly. Lineage: Eukaryota; Fungi; Basidiomycota; Agaricomycetes; Agaricales; Hemipholiotaceae.